Messenger RNA from Onychostoma macrolepis, 1647 nucleotides. RefSeq lists its product as uncharacterized. The record is from RefSeq and is a predicted model, not a curated record. Gene Ontology annotation, molecular function: aspartic-type endopeptidase activity. Gene Ontology annotation, biological process: proteolysis. The transcript has 3 exons. The coding region runs from base 1 to 1158 and encodes 385 amino acids. NCBI's taxonomy places the organism in Eukaryota, Metazoa, Chordata, Actinopteri, Cypriniformes, Cyprinidae.
AUGGAAGAACUCCUCAAACAUCUCACGGAGGUGAGCAUCCGCCAGCAACAAAUAAUGGAGCACGUGGCCUCUCGACAAGGCGAGACAGGCGAGGACUCGCCGAGCUCCGUUCGCCGCCGCCCAGCGUAUCCCGCUCCCGAUCCCCGAGUGCGGGCGACCCAACUCCUCCCUAAAAUGACUGUCCACGACGACCCGGAACACUUCCUACAAAUGUUCGAGGCCGUCGCGCUCCGGGAAGAUUGGCCGCCGGAGGAAUGGGCCCGAAUCAUCGCUCCCCUUUUGACCGGCGAGGCACAGCGAGCUUACUUCACGUUACCCCGGAGAAGGACUGGGAGUAUAAGCCCCGCCUACCGGUCCGCGCCCAGGCGGCCGAACUCUCGCGACUGGCCCGACAUUGGCUCCUCGUCGGGAACCUCACGGCCAGUCAAGUGGCUGAGAGGGUCGUCGUGGACAGGCUUCUCCGGCGCUACCCGUCCCCUUGACAAGCCGCUGGGAUGCGCAACCCCUGACCAUCGGGAAGUCGUCGAGGCCAUCGAACUGGCGGAUGCCACCCUUCAUCGAGAGGCGGGGGAGCGAGUGACGCCUUUUCCCCGGAGGGUGGUCCAGGAGCGACGCACACCGGAGGGCACCCCGCGACCGGUAAACAGGCCAGCGGUUCCCGGCCCCCAGGAUGAGCCCAUGCCCACCGAACCCCCUCGCUCUCCAAACAGGGCUUGGCUGACAGGCUGCACCCUGCACCAGGAACCACCCUUUUCCGGCCCACAGACGGAGGUACGGAUUAAUGGACGCCCAUUCCCCGCCCUCUUGGACUCAGGCAGCACCGUAAGCCUUAUACACCCGGCCGUCCUGCCCCCGCGGGCCGAAUCCAAGGCCCUCCUAUCCGUAACCUGCGUCCAUGGGGACACGCGGCAGGUGCCCGCUCGGCGGGUCAACAUCUCGGCGGCCCAGGGAACCUGGCCCGUGGAAGUGGGGAUUAUUAAGGACCUGCCCAUCCCAGUCCUCCUCGGGAGAGACUGGCCGGGUUUCGACCGCUCCCUAGCCGCCAGCCAGCCUGUCAGCCCUGCCGGGAACCGCCGUCACCGGAAACCCAGACGCAGUCUCCGCCGUUGCCCCGUGUUGCUGGCAUCUGACAGCGCCCGAGACGAAGACAGCAUGUGACCGGUCCCCACCGAACCACAGAGCACUGCACCGAUCCACCACUUCAGAAGCACGAAAGGAUUGAGUUGGAACACUGCACGGAGCACCGCACCCCGAACUCACCAUUUGACACAAAUAAAUCCACCCUCCGGGGUUUUCUUGACUUCAAAACAGUCUCAUUGUCGUGUGUGAUUCCUCACCCCCGCCACAAUACAAACACACGUUCACUCACCAGACAUUCACACAAACAUGCGCUAUUAAUUCACUGCGAUGCGACUUGAUCACACACACAAGUGUGUGCACUUGAAGGAAGCCCAACAAAUCUCUCUGCAGCGCUGCACUACGGGUCACAGUAACAAGCCACCACACAGCAGCUGUAAUGUUAGGAUAUAUAUUUAGACGAGGCGAUACAGGUGUUCUCUGUUUCCGUUCAUUCACUCUGUGCUGCAGUUCCUUUUAAUGACUCCUUCUGACCCCAAAUUCCCUGUACUAGCUGCACGUCACAACAGG